This is a messenger RNA of Anarrhichthys ocellatus (wolf-eel), 1150 nucleotides long. RefSeq names its product vicilin-like seed storage protein At2g18540. Lineage: Eukaryota; Metazoa; Chordata; Actinopteri; Perciformes; Anarhichadidae. The record is from RefSeq and is a predicted model, not a curated record. The annotation marks the transcript as partial. The transcript has a single exon.
GGUGGAGGCGCUGAGGAGGCGAAUAGAGGGGCUGAUGGAGGAGGAGCAGGAGAGACAGAAGGAGGUGGAGAGGCUGAGGGAGGAGGUGACGAAGAGGGAGGCGCGUAUCAGCCACAUGAUGGAGAGACUUCAGCAGGAGGAGGGAGAGAAGGAGAGACUGGAGGAGGAGGCGAAGAUCACGGAGGUCAGGCUGAGAGAAGAGGAGGUGAAAAGGGAGGAGGAGAUGGAGGCGCUCUGCGACCGAAUGGAGAGACUAGAAAGAAAGGAGGAGGAGAGGGAGGAGGAGAUGGAGCGAUUGAGGAGUGAAGCAGAGGAGGCGAAAAGAUGGAGGGUGGAGGAGCUGGAGGAGGAGCUUAACAGACUGAGAAAAGAAACCUCCGAGCUAGAGGAGAGGAGAGAGAAAGAGAGACUGCAAGACGAGGAGGAGAGGAGGAAGAGAAGAGAGGAGGAAGUGGACCAACUCAGGGGGGAAGCGAGGAGAGCAAAGGAGGAGGUGGAGAGGCUGAGGGAGGAGGUGGGGGAGGUGGAGCUGCUGAGGGUGAGGCUGAACGUGGCCAAGGAGGAAUGUGAAGAGAUGAAGGAGGAGGUGCAGCAGAGGGAGCGCAGCCUGGAGCGACAGAUGAGCACUGUGAGGGAGUGGGAGGAGGAGGUGGAGGAGCUGAAGAGGCAGGUGAAGUUGGCAGAGGAGCAGAAGGAGGAGGGAGAACGGGAGCAUCGGGAGGCGAACAACAAACUGAAGCAGAAAGCCGGGAGGGAGGAGCAGCUGGAGGCGCUGCUCAAAGAAACCCGACUGCUCCUGGAGAAAGAGAGGAGGGAGGGAGUAGAAAAAGAUGUCACAGUCUCUUCCCAGGCCAGGGAGGUGCAGGCAGCCCGGGCCGAAAGGGAGGGAGCAAGAAGGAAAGCCAUAGAGAGGGAGGAGGCCUGCAACAGGCUGGAGGAGGAGGUAAAGGAGUGGAGGGAGAAGGCUGAGCAGAGCUCGAGGGAGGUGGCAAAGUUCAACCACGUCCUGAAGGAGCGGGCGGAGGAGGUGCAGUACCUGAGAGCAAUGCUGGAGGAGGAUGGGAGAGAGAGGGAGGCGCUGAGGAGACUAGAGGUGGAGAGGAGGAGAAGGCUGGACAGCAAGCUGAUAGAGAUGGAGGAGGAGAAGAGG